Dalotia coriaria is the source of this 2059-nucleotide messenger RNA. Its product is annotated as ATP-dependent RNA helicase abstrakt-like. The record is from RefSeq and is a predicted model, not a curated record. NCBI's taxonomy places the organism in Eukaryota, Metazoa, Arthropoda, Insecta, Coleoptera, Staphylinidae. Gene Ontology annotation, biological process: mRNA splicing, via spliceosome. Gene Ontology annotation, molecular function: RNA helicase activity; RNA binding; zinc ion binding. Bases 136 to 1980 code for a protein of 614 amino acids. Gene Ontology annotation, cellular component: spliceosomal complex. The transcript is spliced from 8 exons.
AUACCUCCAGUGUCACUUAAUUUGUAAAUAUAAACAUAACCAACAAAAGAAUCGAUAGGAAUCGUCGGAGUUUAUAAGCAAAACAACAAAAUAAAAACUAGUUAACAACAAAAAUAUUACUUGGUAGUAAAUAAAAUGACAUCAAAUCAACCUCCAGUUAAGCGUUAUCGCAAAACGGAUAAAUCAGAAUCCGAAGAAGACGAUUAUGUUCCUUAUGUACCAGUAAAAGAGCGCAAAAAGCAGCAAUUAAAGAAACUCGGUCGAUUAGGGCAAUUAAAAGAUGAACAAAAGAAAACAAAAUCCUCGAGUGAAAAUGACACAAAUGAUGAGGAUGAGGAAGAAAUCUGGGGCAGAAAGAACAAUAUUUCUUUGCUAGAUCAACACACAGAGCUGAAAAAGCUUGCAGAAGCUAAAAAAGUUAGCGCAGUCGAGCGACAACUGAAGAAAGAAGAAGAAAUCCUUGAAAGUGUUGCUGAAAAGAAGGCUUUGAUGGGUGUUAGUGAAUUGGCCAAGGGUAUUCAGUAUAAUAAUCCUAUCAAAACAAGUUGGACAGCUCCAGGUUAUAUCCUAGCAAUGCCUGAAUCACGACACGAUGCAGUUCGACGUGAUUUGCGAAUAUUAGUUGAAGGCGAGAACAUUCCAGCACCAUUGAAGUCGUUCAGAGAGAUGAAAUUACACAAAGGCAUUCUGGCAGCGUUAGAAAACCGAAAAAUUCGUAAACCUACACCGAUUCAAGUCCAAGGCAUUCCUACUGUAUUACAAGGACGUGAUUUAAUCGGCAUUGCAUUCACUGGAAGUGGUAAAACAAUGGUAUUCGUCCUGCCACUAAUAAUGUUCUGUUUGGAACAAGAAGUUAAAAUGCCCUUCAUUCGAAACGAAGGCCCAUACGGCCUAAUCAUCUGUCCAUCAAGAGAAUUAGCCAAACAAACCUACGAUAUCAUUCUUGAAUUUUGCGCGUCUGUCAAAAAAUUCAACAUGCCCGAAAUCCGCACGUCUUUAGCAAUCGGCGGAGUACCUGUGUCUGAAUGUGUUGAAGUAAUUCAGAAAGGUGUACACAUUCUAGUCGCAACACCAGGCAGAUUGAUGGACAUGUUGGAGAAGAAAACCGUGCGGCUAGGUGUUUGUCGAUAUUUGUGCAUGGACGAAGCUGACAGGAUGAUUGACUUGGGUUUUGAGGAGGAUGUCAGGACUAUCUUUUCAUAUUUUAAUGGCCAAAGACAAACAUUAUUGUUCUCAGCGACAAUGCCGAAGAAAAUUCAGAAUUUCGCGCGUUCAGCUUUAGUAAAACCGAUAACCAUCAAUGUUGGGCGGGCUGGUGCUGCAUCUCUGAAUGUUAUGCAGGAAGUGGAAUAUGUUAAACAAGAAGCUAAAGUCGUGUAUCUCCUUGAAUGUUUGCAAAAAACUCCACCACCAGUGUUAAUAUUCGCGGAAAAGAAGCAAGACGUCGAUGCAAUUCAUGAAUAUUUACUUUUAAAAGGCGUGGAAGCUGUGGCCAUCCAUGGUGGAAAAGAUCAAGAAGAACGCUCCCGAUCAGUUGAAGCAUUCCGCAAGAAACAAAAAGAUGUACUGGUUGCCACAGACGUCGCAUCCAAAGGUUUAGAUUUUCCUGACGUACAACACGUUAUAAACUACGACAUGCCUGACGAUGUAGAAAAUUACGUGCAUCGCAUUGGUCGUACGGGUCGAUCUGGUAAACAAGGUGUUGCGACAACAUUCAUAAAUAAAUCUAACGAUGAAUCAGUUCUCCUUGACUUAAAACAUCUACUAAUAGAAGCGAAACAAAAAGUACCGCAAUUCUUAGCGGAAUUAUGUUCUGACAAUGAGAAAUAUCUCAAUCUUGGAGAUGAUAAAGGCUGCGCGUAUUGCGGUGGUCUCGGUCACAGAAUCACCGACUGUCCGAAACUGGAAGCCAUUCAAAACAAACAAGCAUCCAACAUUGGCCGAAGAGAUUAUCUUGCGAACACUGCGGCUGAUUAUUAAUACGAAUUAAUAAUUGAAUAUAACAAUGUAAUUAUCUUCAGAUUGUAAUUUUACAAUAAUAAUACAUUUGUUUCAUGUA